Beauveria bassiana ARSEF 2860 is the source of this 2631-nucleotide messenger RNA. RefSeq names its product C6 finger domain protein. Gene Ontology annotation, molecular function: zinc ion binding; DNA-binding transcription factor activity, RNA polymerase II-specific; transcription cis-regulatory region binding. Bases 1 to 2631 code for a protein of 876 amino acids. The transcript has 6 exons. Gene Ontology annotation, biological process: positive regulation of transcription by RNA polymerase II. The record is from RefSeq and is a predicted model, not a curated record. Gene Ontology annotation, cellular component: nucleus. NCBI's taxonomy places the organism in Eukaryota, Fungi, Ascomycota, Sordariomycetes, Hypocreales, Cordycipitaceae.
AUGGAGGCUGUUUCGACCGUUCAAGACUCCCACGGCCUGCCCGAAGCCUCGGAUAGGCAAGGCAAUGAUCAGAAUGAACCCAAUAGAAAGCCAGGCGUCCGCAAGAGAACCAAAACAGGUUGUCUAACGUGCCGAAAGAGACGCAUAAAAUGUGACGAGGGUCGACCCACGUGUGCCAAUUGCAUCAAAUCUAAACGAGUCUGUGAAGGAUAUAACCCUAGAGUGGUUUUCAAGGAACCCUUGAGCGCUUCUCAAGGUCCGUUCCAAUCCUCAGGCUAUGGCGGAAACCAUGCGCCUGACAUGGGAAAUAUGCAUGUUCAGCUCACUCGACCUGGCAUUCGACCCUCGUUGACCCCCAUCGCCCCUCGGCCACCUGUUCACCCUGGCCACUCGGCUCAGAAUGAUACGAAUAUCGGCCGCUCGGAGGAUGUCUUCUUCACGCAAUCAGGCAUGCCGGCAUCUCAGCCCCAAUAUUUCGACUUUAACGCCUUCAAUAAUGCUGAGUUGUACGAGCUACCACCCAUGUUCCGAAAUCCUCUCACGGCGUCCGACAAUGAGCAGAGCAUACCACCCAUGGCCAGUCAUACGAGGCCAAUUCGGACAAACUGGCAAGAACCUUUUGGUGGGCUCGCUCAGCCACUAACAACGGGGCAUCAACACAUUUUGCCUUAUGAUGAGGAGGAUGAGGAUGCCAUGUCGAUAUCCGAUGACGGACUACCCGAGCCUUCAAACUCGCGUGGUCUACAAUCUUUGUCUAGAGCAUGGAAUGGCCCACGGGUAGAGGCUAGGAAGUUCGACUUCUUUGCUCACAGCGGAGCUCUGUUCUCUUACAUGGAUUCGCCAGCGAACUCAGAGCUGCGCAAUCGCGGUGAAAUAACUGUUUUUGCUUAUUUUCUGAACGUCACCAGCCCAACCAUUUCCAUGUAUGAGCGCCAUCCCUGUGACCCAGUAGAGAAGCAAGACUUCCAUUCAAAGGGACACAAUCUUUGGAGCUAUACGCUACCGGUUAUUGCAUUUCAUCACCCUGGCCUGCUACACGCCAUGCUUGCCAUGGCGAGCUUCCAACUCGCAAAGAUACAGGGACAGACCCACGUCGCCGCCAUACGACACUACUCGAGAGCCAUCAGACGUGUCGCAAGGAAUGUUAACUCCCCCUCCCGCAGAACGCAUCUAGCUACAAUUGCCGCGACAUUGCUGUUGGGAUAUUUUGAAGUUUGGAUGGCUGAUCAUAAAAACUGGUGCAAGCAUCUCAAUGGGGCCAGUAUCCUGCUUCGAGAGGUCCCAUUGCGAGAACAAGCGCGUCGCUGUUUACCAAAGCGUCGACUGCUGGAGCAACAACGCUCGCUGAAUGAUCCGACCUUUGUACCAAAAGAACAGGAGAAUUUGGACUUCGAACUUUUACGAACUAUUUCUGGCUCUCCGAUAUACGCCGACGACUACGGCCUUGAGGAAGACGGGCCAGAUAUGGAGCACUUGCUCGACGUAACAGGGCAAGACAUCGAAAAGUUCGAAAAUCUCUCGGACCUGUACUGGUGGUUUUGCAAAAUGGAUGUUUACCAAAGUGUACUCGGCGGCACCAAGCUCUUCAUGGACUAUAAAGAAUGGUCGCAAAUUCCUCCCAGGGCACCUAUGGCAAGAUUUGGGCAGAUCUUUGGAACAUACGACCAUUUGAUUUUACUACUUGGUCGCGUCGCGAACUUUGCUGCCAAAGAUUUGGCAAGAAAGCGCAAGGUGUUUAAGGCCCCGCCCGGGCCCCCUUCCGGGAACACACCACCGCCAUUCCCGGGCAUUAUUCCGGUCCAGGGAGCUUUUCAGACACCAAUGGGCUUUAGUCCACCGCGCCAAGUCUCACCCCAGAGCGAACAAUCGGACGAAAUAGAUCUUCGUGCCAGACUUGACGCAGCUCUUGAAGAGUGGGGAAGCAUUAAGCAGGCUUUUGAUGCUCUCAAGGACAGCUUUGGCCCAGACUUUCGGCCGCUAAGCCCCGAAUAUGCAGAUAGGAGAGAGUCUCCGUUCGGACUUGCUGUACAAUAUCGCACAUAUUCAAUCGCGGGUGUGUGGAUGAACUACUACAUGGGCCUGAUUCAUCUCCACAGGGCACACCCGCAUAUGCCACCAGCAGCUAUGCAGGCAGCAGGAAUGGCUGCCAAAGAUACGGCAGUAUACGCGAACCAAAUCGGGCGUAUCGCCUCUGGACUCUGGGCGGACAAUCCUAGAUCGACUCCAGAUCCUUUGCUCGUGGCGGCACUGAUUGAGUGCUCCUUUUGUCUAUUCGUAGCUGGCGUACAGUUCCAAGUGGACAAUCAACGACACUGGCUGAUUCAAAGAAUGUCAGAUGUUGCUCAGUACACAGGCUGGCAAUCGGCGAAGCAGAUCGCUACCGGAUGCGAGGCUGUAUGGAAGAAGGCAGCUCAAAUGGGACGAGGCCCACCGUACGAUAGCAUAACUCGAACGGUCGAAGAGCAUGCGCAGUCAAUAUGGCGAACUGCCAGACGCUUGGACGAGGUCUUCGAAAAAGAGGGCGACAAGCGCAUUGUGCUGGCAAGGGCCGACAGGGCCCAAUUGGCACUUGGGCUGCUGGCUGCAGAGGAAGACUUGGCUCGCCUCGAGUUACGUGAUGACCGCACGUAG